AUGAAGGGUCUCCGGUGGUCAACUAGAACUAGGAAGAAUGAGGAUAAACAUAAAGGCUCUGGGCAUUCAAUAGGCACGUCGUCAAAUUCUGCGCCUUCGUCACAUAGGGGAUCAACUACAUCUACGAAUUCUGGGUUAUCAAUUUCGAGGCAUGGCUCUCUACCGAAGUCUGCCUCCAAUUUAUAUCUUUCAGAAUCCCAGUCAAGAUCGCAACGGUCUUUGUCGUCUUCGAGCAGUAGACAUGAUCUGCAAACAGUUACAGACGAAGAAUCAAUUGACUCAAUCCCUGGUCAUUCUAAUAGUCUAACGCCAGUGAUAAGUUCAAACAAAGAUUCUAUGACGAUAAACGGAGGAUCAGGAAGUACCUACGCCAUUAACAAUCUUACUUAUGAUAAUAAACAUGCCUCUUCCGUUAGCAAUAAUGACCAAAGUAAUGCCGAUAUACGGUCAGAGAGUCUUGAUCGUUCUCAUACUCCCGCUUUACAGUUGAAUUCUGAUAACUUUGAUUCUAUGGUUUUUAAAACUGGCUGGAUGAACAAGUCACACGGUACCGUUCAUACUCCUUCGUCUAAUUCGUCAUUCGGGUCUUCUAGAAAUCACCGUGAAAGUAGAAUAUACGGUUCGGAUUUAUCCUCCAGUAGUUCUGUCAGGAGUUCGUCUAACUAUAGUCAGGAGUACCGUUUAUACAAAGCCCAACUUAAAGGAUGUGUCCUAAAUCUUUACAAAUCAGGUAUCAGUAAUGCAAAAUUCUUGGACCCUACACUCGAUCCACCUGACACAAAGCAUGAACAUGAAGAAGAUCCGCAGUUACCGACGCCGCCUCUAAUGACAGACAUUCCAGUCAGCACCUCAAAGGAACAAAACUCUUCGAAGGAAGCAGGUCCCAUUUCUAGUCCAAGCUCCAAGCAAAGUACAGUUUCUGCAAUCCAGACAAAAGAUAAUGAAACAAAUGUAUCAAAGGACAUAACGGAGAUUAAAUAUUUAAGUGAGAUCUAUCCGCAUCCAAAUUUAAAGAUUGAUAAGCAUGAUCAAAUUGUAUUUGGAACUGUUGAAAGUAUUUGUCAUGCUGUUUUAUUCUCUGUAACACUAGAAACAAAGAAGAUUGUGGACCUUAUUUUAAUGCUGCCCCUGAUCGAGGAUUUUUCACUUUUCUUUCAAUGUUUCUGCUUGUACGGUAAGACCUUUAGCAAGAAUAGUGAAAAGCUUACCAAUGACUCAAAGCAAUUCCAUAAAGUUUCGCCGGCCACAGAUGAACUGAUGACUCAACGUUUAGCAUUGGUAGUAAAGACAGUACUAGACGUUUUUCCUGGUUUUUUGCUAGAUGAUACAACUUUUAAUCAUAUCAUAAACCUGCUAGACAUUAUAUCGUUACAUGAUGAUGAAAUAUCAAAUUCCCUCAAACUAGCGAUAGCCGAGUCGCAUAAUAAACUCAACAAGUUGGUUUCGUUCUCCAAAAAACCAGUAGACCAAAACGCUAUUUCAAAAUUCGUUGAUGUCAAAGAAUUUCUCAAAUUAGAUAAUGCAAUUUUGGCGGACCAAAUACAUGCUAUCAACUUAACAUAUAAUAAGAUAUGGUCACCUCAGAAAGACUACUCUUUGUUAUAUGAUUCCGCUUUCAACAAGAACUAUAUUGAUCUUAAUCCGCUUGUGUUCAAUAACAGGUCAAAUAUCCACUAUGUUAGCAGGCUGUUGAUCGAACACCUGUUUAAACAGAUUGAUGGUACGCCAUUACACCCAAAGGAGAGGGCCCUUGUUCUGACGAAGUGGGUCCAACUGGGAUGUACAUUUGAAAAGAUUGGAGAUAUGGUUUCAUGGUUGGCGAUCGCAACAAUAAUAUGUUCUACGCCUAUUCUAAGGCUAUCCUUGACUUGGCAAUAUAUUUCGGAUCAAACACUUAAGAUCAUUUUCAAAGACUGGGUCCCCACAAUCGUUCAACUUGAGAGAAGGCAAUUAUCGUUUCGGACUACUAAUAGUGUCUUCAUCUUAGCUCCUCCUAAUCUGAAUGAGAAAUCUAUCAGGGAAAACGUGAUUCCGUACUUUGGAGACUUAACUAUUCACACUAAUGAUUUGACUCAGGAUACCAUGUUUAGGUAUCUGGAGAAAAAGAUCUAUAGAACUAAAAAUGCCUUCCAAAAGUGGCAACAAAGGCUUCCUCCAAUUGAAAUGGCAAAUAUACAAAGUACGCCACAAAAUCCCGACGUCGACUUUCACCACUAUUUGAACUAUCAUGUAUCCCGGUCACGUUUGAAUGUUGAAAACAUAAUGGAAAUGAGUCUGAAACUGGAACCCCCAAAGCUGGAUAAACUUGAUGCAUUUGCGAAUUUAUCAAAAAGAAGCUCGCUGUUAAAUGGUAGCUAUCUGCCAAUUUUGUUCAAUCAGCUGUUUCUAGACUAUUCUCUUUUCUCUCAGACUGCCCUCAUAGGUGCUGCAGGUGCCCAAAAUAACAGGCAGUCAUUCGUUCAAACAAACACCCUCAGCAGGUCCGGUAAAACGCUAUCUGUUAGUGGACCCUUAGGCAUUAGCCCUGAAGAUAAAUCGUUGAUAACCGGUAUUGACCGGAUUGAUGAACCCGUGGUUAGAGAACUGUCCACAAAGCAGUCAAACAAACAAAUGCUUCUUAAGUCUAUUCGCGACGUGUUCAGUAUCAACAUGGAUUUGUUCCAUGUUUUAGAUGAUCUUACUUUUAAAUCAGUUGAUGACUGGGACAAAAAAUCGAGACCGGCAAGUGUAGUUAUCGAAACCCCUAAAAGAUUCUCUGUUCAAUCCUCCCGGGAUUCUCAAGAAGUUAUUAAUAGAUUAAGCGUUGGUGUAGAAAACAUGGACUUUUUCAAAAACAUCUCCAAGACAACCGAUAGUUGGGAUGAGGCUGUUAUUAAUGUCGUAUUGAAAUCUGCCUCUCUAGAAAAAUUGUUCGAUGUCCUGGUUCUGACUUCUUCAGUCUUCUCGAAGCUGGUAAGUAUAAAUGAUAUUUCGGCUUUUUUCAAAAACCAUCAGGGAAAGUAUAACGAGGGAAAUGGAGCUGGUCUCUUGGACUACGCAAUUGUUAAAUUAUGCAUGGACAAUGAUUUGUACACCAAAACAUUCUUCAGCACUUACAAAAGCUUUACUACAACGGCCUCUUUGUUGGAGAAUUUGGCAAAACGGUUCAUAGGUGCAAAAUCUUGUGCAGUUUCCAUUGAACGACUUGUUAAGGAUGAUAGUAGAAAAAAGGCGACCGAUCUUUCAGGAACAACAAAUAAUAAAUUCCUCUGUUGGGAUUCGGCUUCUUCUGAAUUUGGCAAAGAACAUUACCUUCACGCAGCUAAAAUUCAAAUUGGGACUGCCGAGGCAUUGUUUUAUCUUAUCAAUGAACAUUAUUCUGAUUUUAAUGAUGACAUGCAUAAUAAUAAACUGUUGUUAGAUAUUAUAAAAAUCAUGGAUCAAGAGAUCAUAGAUGAAUGGGACUUGAGGAUAACUGCGCUGUCUGAUUCCGUAGAAAAAUCUGAAGCUGAGAAAUCUUUGGUUAUUGAUCUUAACUCUUACCAUGAUAAAUUAAAGGAACUUCUUCAGAAGAUCAAAUCUUCAUAUCAAAGACAACUUUACCGACCCGUUGGAGUCAGCAGACACAACAGAAACACCAUGAAAAUUUUGAAUUCUUUUAACACUAUAACUAUGGAGGAAUUGAAUAAGUUUGCACUAGAUAAUUCACUCGAUGAUCCCAUGGUAUCUUCCUUUCAGAAAUUGAAGACCGAUUCAUAUGGUGAAAUUCUGAAUUGGAUGUACCAGUUGGACGAUCUAAUACUUUCUCACUUAAAGUUGGCAACUGUCAAGGAAUGGAUGGUAGUAUCACAAUUACUCGAAGGAUUUUCAUAUGAAUCUUUAUCAUCUCUUUUCAAAUAUUCCCAAUUGGAUCAUAGUUACUCCCAGAUCACUUCUGGUAACGCACAUCCUGAUGAUCUUGAAAUUGUUAACGUUUUCACAUGGUUGGCUUCCUUAGUGAACGGGCGUGAAGAAUCACUGUUUAAAAAGCUUCCUUACUCUAUUCAAUUGAUCACAAAUCUUCAUAUCUCGUUGACCAACUUUUUUGUGGUUCAAAUUGCUCAACUUGAAAAAACUUAUGAAUCCCGCCUUGAAACCUGUUGCAUUAUUUUGCAGAUGCUUGGUUUUUCUCGUUACAAAAACUCUUCUAUUGAUCUAUUCCAAGCAACUACUGAUUCGGGCUCGACUAUAUCUCCACAUUUACCGUCGUUCAUAGAAUCGGCUCUGAUAAAUUCCAUUCUGUCGCCGGAAUCUCGGAAGUUUGAAAUUUCAUGGAAAAAUGCUAGCGAAAAGCUUGGUAAUACAACUUCCUUAAAAAGUGUUUACAAUAUCUUGGACUGUGUGGAUGCAAGUAUCAAAAAAUUUAUUGAAUUUGAUGGAAUUGCUCCUCGACAUAAAAACUUUUGCCCUUGCCCAGGUUGGUUCAUAGGGAGGUUGCUGGAAAUUUCUCAAUUGGUACCAAAUAUGAGUAUAGAGAACUCAAAAUUGAUAAAUUUUGAUAAACGCCGAUUCACUUUCAAUCUUGUUCUGAAUUAUCAGCAACUGCUUCAAACAAAUGAUGUCGAUUUGAACAUACAGAGUCCAACGUUUGGAUUAAUUUUGAACCACUACGAAAUUGAUCCAAAUCACAGUUUCAGGAAUCGUGCGAAGGAUGUUGCAACAAGCGAAACUAAGCUGAUGAAGUACCAACUCCGUGGUAUAUUCAAUGAGGUAUUAAUUGCAGAAAUGUACAAAAUAAAAAGGGAACAGAAAAAGAGAGAACAUUUGAUUUCUCAAGAGAAGGAGUUAAAGCGUUCACAAUCAUUGCAACAAGUCAUGAAACAAAAAUCCAUCGAUAUGCAAAAUUCUGUGUUAGCACAAGUCCAACAACAAUCCGGCUUCUCUUCAAGUCCUCGUUCUAAGAGAUCAUCUAUCGUCAAUAACUCAAGGAACUCGGUUAUUUACACUGCUACUAACAGUGGUAAUGGUGUUGGGAGAAAGAUUGGUGGAUUUUUCAAAAGGCCUUUUUCAAUCAGCGGCUUUUCAUCAUCUGUCUCAUCAAAUGGUAUCAAUUCCAUGCUGGUGAAUUCAAUUCAACAGAAUGGUGCUGUGGCACCCAUCGAUCUGCCAAAAAUAAGCAAAGAAGAACUUCAAGAACAGAAACCAGUACUAUCAAUAAAGACGUUUGACAUUAAGAAGUGCAUCAAUGUUAAUAACUUUUCAAGUGAUGCUUCGAUGAUAUAUUGUUUUAAAAUUUUAAUGGAAAAUGGAAACGAACAUCUAAUCCAAACGAUUGACUCCCAUGACUUAAGUCAGUGGCUAAAGACGAUAGCGCUAUCCAAACGCUAUUCUUUCCACUCUAAGAAAUACAAAGGUAAAACCUCUAACAAAGUAUUCGGUGUUCCCAUCGAAGACAUAUGUGAAAGAGAGGGCACUCUCACACCGACUAUUGUUCAUAAGCUUCUAGAAGAAAUUGAGCUUCGCGGCCUAGAUGAAGUUGGUCUAUAUCGGGUGCCGGGUUCAGUUGGUAGCAUUAAUCUACUGAAAAAUGCCUUUGACGAUGAGGGCGCAGUGCACAAUGUCUUUACACUAGAAGAUGACCGGUGGUUUGAGAUAAACACUAUUGCUGGUUGUUUCAAGCUUUACCUGAGGGAAUUGCCUGAGUCCUUGUUCACAAACGAGAAGUUACCAGAUUUCAUCCAGCUUGUUGAACAAUUUCAGACGGACCAGAUUACGGAAGAGGCUUUUGACGAGUUGGUCAGGCAGAAGCUUAGAACUUUACCAAUAUACAAUUACCACAUGAUAAAGAGGAUCUUCCAGCAUCUACACAGAGUUCAUAAUCAUAUGGAUACCAACCGUAUGGAUGCUAGCAAUCUUGCUAUUGUUUUCUCAAUGAGUUUCAUCAAUCAAGAUGAUCUGGCUAACAGUAUGGGACCAAGUUUAGGUUUAUUGCAGAGCCUACUGCAAAAGUUCAUAAGAUAUCCAGAUACCUAUUUCGUCUAUGAAUAG
Molecule: messenger RNA, 6006 nt
Organism: Kluyveromyces lactis
Lineage: Eukaryota; Fungi; Ascomycota; Saccharomycetes; Saccharomycetales; Saccharomycetaceae
Gene: BEM2
Product: GTPase-activating protein BEM2
Exons: 1
Coding region: 1-6006 (2001 amino acids)
Biological process (GO): regulation of GTPase activity; small GTPase-mediated signal transduction
Cellular component (GO): cytoplasm
Molecular function (GO): guanyl-nucleotide exchange factor activity
Source: RefSeq, a predicted model, not a curated record